This is a messenger RNA of Cavenderia fasciculata, 1353 nucleotides long. RefSeq lists its product as uncharacterized. The transcript has 7 exons. The record is from RefSeq and is a predicted model, not a curated record. The coding region runs from base 1 to 1353 and encodes 450 amino acids. NCBI's taxonomy places the organism in Eukaryota, Evosea, Eumycetozoa, Acytosteliales, Cavenderiaceae.
AUGAUGAGCGAAAGAGAGAGGAGAGAGGAGAUGGGUUUAUAUUUCAAACAAAGAUUAAUUAAUAUAAUCAAUACAUUUGAUAGUAAUCAAGAUGUAAGAGAUGGUAUACUUCCAUAUAUUUGGGUACAUUCAGAGGGACAAAAGGAAUUUUCUCAUGGUCAAUAUGCAUUUGCAAUUUAUGGAAAAUUGGGAGGAUUAGAUGUAUUAAAAGGGGUUGAUUUAAAAAACAAGGAUCCAAAGACUAGUUUUACUGUUUGCGAUGCUGGCAAUUCAAGAUAUUUUGAAAAAGUUCAUACAUUGGACAAAAACAAUUUUAAUAUUGAAAGAUUGCCAGAUACCAAAGCUACCACUGCUGCACCUACCAUUGCGUUACAGACAAUGAGCGAAUUAUUCAAAUCACCCUUUCAUUCUGAAAGUAUGAUUAUCAAAUCAUUGUUUUAUUUCACACACCCUGCUCACCCAGUCCCCGCCCUGUCACCACAACCCAUUCGUAUUGCCAGUGAUAGAGUUCGUGCCAACAAUAUAAACGGACCAAAGGUUGAACCCUAUCCAACGCCAGAACCAGAUAGUGGUGAUUCGGUUACCAACCUUUUGUAUCCAACCGACCCAACAACACAACGUCUCUAUGUCUUGUUUUCUAGACAAUGGGAUCUAGACUAUUGCCAUUAUUUCAAUGUCCGUCAACUCGCCGAUACACCAGGUAUCCAAGUAGUGUCGGCUGCCACCAAUCGGGACAAGAUUAUUCAAGUUGGAUUUCAAUCACUACUCUUAAUUGAGCUUUUAAGAAUGUCAACUAUCGACUUGUCACAACCAGAUGGAUCGAAAAAACAGGAAACAUUUAUUUUCCCUACCACCUCUGCUUCUCUAGAUGACAAUUGGAAGUAUCUAAUCGACCAAGCAUUUGACUAUUUCUCUGUCAAUUUUGUUCAAAACUUUAGAUCCUAUGAAAAUUGGAAGGAAUUUCUUGAUUCUAAAGGUUAUCCAAAACAAAUUCAUCAAAUUGUAAAAGGGCACUUUUUGUGGUCACAAAAGAUUCAAAAGUUAUAUAGAGGAAGUAGGAAAUUGAUGGAUUUUCAAUUUACAAUGAUCCCAAUUGACCCUCCUUUUAAUAUUCCCAAACCAACUUGCAAACCAGGUACCACAAUCAAAGAGUUUCCUUAUGAAUUCAAAGCUAAAUGGAUCAAAGUUUUAAUUGAAUCACCUGGUUCCGUCGCAACUACAAUGACAAUGACACCAAUCCAACAAACACAGUUUGUAACUGAUAUAUCCAAUGACUUUUCUACCAAAUUUGAAAGUUUCUAUUCAAACUCUGAAAAGAAAGUUCCUGUUUUAUGUGCUACAAAACCUUUCUAA